This is a messenger RNA of Sceloporus undulatus (fence lizard), 3005 nucleotides long. RefSeq names its product zinc binding alcohol dehydrogenase domain containing 2 (gene PTGR3). Gene Ontology annotation, molecular function: zinc ion binding; oxidoreductase activity. The record is from RefSeq and is a predicted model, not a curated record. The transcript is spliced from 2 exons. Lineage: Eukaryota; Metazoa; Chordata; Lepidosauria; Squamata; Phrynosomatidae. The coding region runs from base 940 to 1944 and encodes 334 amino acids. Gene Ontology annotation, cellular component: mitochondrion.
AUUGGGCUUCCAUAGCUGAGCUGUGGGAUUCAAACCCUGGUCUCCAGAGUCAUAGUCCAACACUCAAACCAUGCAACAGCUAGUCUCUAGAAACUCUUGUUUCCUAUACUUCCACUGGCAGUGCUUGCAGAUAUGGCUGGGGGUGUAGUACAGAAGUCAUGAAAACAGCCAGUGGGGUGGGGGUGCCUUUUUAAACCACUGAGAAGGAAGGGAAAAGACCCACGAUUGGGAUCUCUGGAGAAAGAAUCCAUCAGAAGCAAAGCACCAGCCCAGCUCUUCCAACAGGGUGACCUGGGGUCCUAUUUUACACAAUUAAAAUAAUAACCCUCAAGUCGAAAGCUCACUCUCCAUUGCCCUUGUUGGAGCUGCCUCUGUCCUGUGCAAAUUAUUAGUGGAGAAAUGGUAGAAACACAAUUAAGCAAUAUAAUCUCCAGGCUAAAACCAACCAGUCUUAAAAUCCAUCUUAGUGUAAGUAGGGACUUCUCUUUUUUUGUAAAUGCAAUUUAAAUUUUUUCGUAGCGGCUACGAAAAAGUGUUAGAACAGAAGGGUGGGUAAGUGCUACACAAGCCAGAUGUGUAAGGAAGCAGUGGAAGAUCAGGGGGGAAUGAAGAAGGCCAGUCUUACUCCCAGCUGCAUCUCUGGUUAGUGGCCUUGCUCCCAGUAGUUAAGGCUGCCUUGCGAUACAAGAUAUAAAGCAAGAGUUUUCUGUGAUAUAGUAGCCCCUUCCAGCCUAGUGCCUUGGCUCUCUGAGCUUUUCUUUCUCACAGUCCUCAAGGAAACAGCACAUGCCUUUGGCCUUGGAAUCUGCUUCUCCCCCCCCCCCUUCUCUCUCUCUCUCUUAGAUUGGGAAAUGGGAGUUAUGUAAAUUAAAGCUGGAUGGUUUCUUUCUCUCCCUCUCUGAAGAGCUAUAAAUAGAAUGAAGAUAUUCUUUGCUACAGAUGCAGACUGGAUUAUCUGAAGAAUUGGGAAGAACAACAGAAGUCACAGCUUGCUCUCUUCCCACUCAUUUUAUGAAGAUAUUUGUCGGCAUUAAUGCAUCUGAUAUUAACUUCUCAGCCGGCCGAUAUGACACUUCAGCUAAGCCCCCAUUUGAUGCAGGUUUUGAAGGAAUUGGUGAAGUGGUGGCCCUGGGCCUAAGCGCAAGUGCUAGAUACACAGUAGGCCAACCAGUGGCCUACCUGAAACCUGGUGCCUUUGCUGAAUAUAUCGUUGUGCCGGCUAAAGAAGCCAUCCCAGUACCUUCUGUGAAACCUGAGUUUCUGGGACUUCUGGUAAGUGGAGCUACAGCAUAUAUCAGUCUGAAGGAGCUUGGAGAAUUGUCUGAAGGGAAGACAGUUCUGGUGACAGCAGCGGCUGGAGGAACUGGUCAAUUUGCUGUGCAACUUGCAAAGAAAGCAAAAUGCCAUGUAAUUGGAACUUGUUCCAGUGAUGAGAAAUCUGGCUAUUUGAAAUCCAUUGGCUGUGACCACCCUAUCAACUAUAAAACUGAAAAUCUUGCUGCUGUCCUUAAGAAGGACUACCCAAAUGGUGUGGAUGUAGUGUAUGAAUCUGUUGGUGGAAAGAUGUUUGACUUGGCUGUCAACUCCUUGGCUACCAAAGGGCGUCUGAUAAUUAUUGGGUUUAUUUCUGGCUACCAAACCCGUACUGGCCUUCCGCCUGGUCAGGUAGAGAUGCUGCCAGCAAAACUGCUAAGAAAAUCUGCCAGCAUCCAAGGCUUCUUCUUAAACCAUUACUUGUCUGAAUAUCAAAUGGCUAUGAAGCACUUGGUCAAAAUGUGUGAGAACAGAGAACUGGUCUGUGAGGUAGACGUUGGAGACAUGUCUCCAGAGGGCAGGUUCUCUGGUUUAGAGUCAGUAUUUCGUGCUAUAGAUUAUAUGUACAUGGGGAAAAACAUUGGAAAAAUUGUAGUAGAAUUACCUCACUCUGUCAACAGUAAGCUGUAAAAACAGAACAAUGAUAUAAAUCAACAGAGAAAAAAUGACUAUGUUAGGCUUCUUGAAAAUUAAAACAGUUUAAUUUUUUUAAAGUUGGCAAAGGGCAACAUACUAAAAUAGCAUUUAUGCACUAAUAAAAAAAAUGUUUCAUUUCCAAAGCAUUACCUGUAUAUUAUUUACAAAUACAGUUUCUCAUUGUUAUUCCUUUAAACAGAAACUACAUUUUUUGUCUGGAACUUUUGAAUGAAUUUUUGAUCAGGCUUGAACUGAAUUGGAAUAUAAUUCUCAUAAUAAAAAGCUGAUCCUCUAUAAUUGGGUAAAAAAGGCAUCUGAGGCCUCAAUCCAAUGUAAGUUUACCUGGGAGGAAGUCCCAUUUACCUCUGAAGGCUUACUUUUGAGUAGGCCAGUAUGAAUUACACUGUUAAGACAAUUGUGUUUACACACUUACCUGAAAAUAUGUCUCAUUGGUAUCUCAAAUUAAAUCUGUUACAUAUUUUAUUACAGUAUUUAAAUUUGAAAUGAUGAACACAGUCCAUCAGGGCAUUCUACUGAAAAAUGAGAAAAAAAGACCUACUGAGCAAACAGUGUUCAGAGGAGCUUACAGAGAACAACAUCCUAGAGGCAUGUGACCAAUAAUUUAAAUAAGGAAGAAAUGUGACCUCUUUUUCAUGACGACAGUUGCAGACAAAAUCUUAAUUUUCCAAGGUAGUCAAAUUUCUAGUUUAGCUGGGAAACAUAUCUAGUUGAUUGCAAAUUAACCAAGUUUACUAACUCCACGUUUUCCUUUAUGUUUUGAUAUAUUCAUCUUACAGUGUUACUUUUAAAAAGUAUAUAAUUUGGCUACAUACAUGGAUUAACUGGACAAGCAUUACUGUAAUAGCACAUUCUGCUACUAAAGUAAUCUAGAAACAGUGGAGCAGCUGAAGCCCACAAAGAGUUCUGUGUUCAUACUGCCCUACAAGAAAAUAGACGUUGACUAGAUUGGUUGGUUCAAAUGGCACCACCGUGGGCUGUGCUACCUUAUGCAGUAAGAAAAUAUAUGUAAAACAUUAAAAAUUGUUUGAUUUGAA